This is a messenger RNA of Episyrphus balteatus (marmalade hoverfly), 2574 nucleotides long. RefSeq names its product cholinephosphotransferase 1 (gene bbc). Gene Ontology annotation, cellular component: endoplasmic reticulum membrane; Golgi apparatus. Bases 290 to 1585 code for a protein of 431 amino acids. Gene Ontology annotation, biological process: phosphatidylethanolamine biosynthetic process. Gene Ontology annotation, molecular function: ethanolaminephosphotransferase activity; diacylglycerol cholinephosphotransferase activity. The transcript has 7 exons. NCBI's taxonomy places the organism in Eukaryota, Metazoa, Arthropoda, Insecta, Diptera, Syrphidae. The record is from RefSeq and is a predicted model, not a curated record.
AUUUCAUUUUUCAUUCGAUUUAUUUGCUCGGGAGAGUACGGAAGUGACAAAACUAGCACCUGAAAUUGAAAAAAAAAAAAAUAGUGACAGCGGGGAAAAGUUUUCCUAUUCAUCGAAUUUCGCAAAAGGAAAAAAAUCAAUCAGAAAAAAAAUCCCAUUCUCAAUAAAGUUAAAUGAUUUUUAUUAAAAAUUAUAACAUCUAAUUAGUUGUUCAUUACCUGGUGCGGUCGAAGUGGAAAUAGAUUAAAUUAUAGGUUACGAGUGUCCGUCGUCGUUCGGUCGGGCAAAAAUGAGUUCAAGCAUGAAAUUCAAUUCUCGUAUACUGAGUUCGCAGCAGCUAAAAAAGCUGUCCGAGCACAAAUACUCCUGUUCAAGUACGAGUCUUCUUGAUCCACUGUUGCAGCCCUGGUGGAAUUGGUUGGUGUCAAAAACUCCACUUUGGCUGGCGCCAAAUUUAAUAACAAUUAUUGGAUUAAUUAUAAAUAUAUUAACUACGUUGGUUCUAAUAUCAUAUAGUCCCGAUGGCACAUCACCUCCGCCCAGAUGGACAUGUCUACUAUGCGCCUUUGGUUUGUUUGUCUAUCAGAGUCUUGAUUCAAUCGAUGGCAAACAAGCUCGCCGCACAAAUACAUCUUCACCUUUAGGUGAACUUUUUGACCAUGGUUGCGACUCGAUAUCAACAAUAUUUGUAGCCCUCUCAGCAUGUAUAUCGUGUCAAUUAGGUCAUUUUCCUAACUGGUUGUUCUUCCAGUGUUUCUGUGCCAUAACACUUUUCUAUUGUGCACAUUGGCAAACUUAUGUAUCUGGAACACUUAGAUUUGGUAAAAUCGAUGUCACAGAAGCUCAAAUCACUAUAAUGGGCAUUCAUGUAGUUUCAGCUAUAUUUGGCCCAGAAAUAUGGAUUGCUAAGCUCCCAUACACAGGACAAGAUGUAAGAAUCAUGCCUCUUUUUUUUGCCUCCGGCAUUGAUACAUUACUAGCCCUGCGCUACGCAAAAGUCGUAAUGACUGGAGGUUGUGGAAAAAAUGGAUCAUCAGUUGCUGGCACCAGUGUCCUAUCACCAAGCAUCCCCUUAUCGUUGGUGGUUUUGCCCGCUUUCAUAAUUGCACAAAAAUCACCACAAAGCAUCUUCGAACAACAUUCGUCACUGUAUAUUCUCGCCUUUGGAAUGGUUGCCGCUAAAGUGACCAAUAAACUUGUGAUAGCUCAUAUGACAAAGAGCGAAAUGGAGUACCUGGAUUGGUCACAAUUGGGUCCUGCGUUGUUAUUCCUGAACCAAUAUUUUAAUUGUGUUGUGCCAGAAAUCUGGUUGUUGUGGUUUACACUAAUUUGGGGAACACAAGAUCUACUGCGGUAUUGUUCGCAGGUCUGCCUUGAGAUUUGUGAUCAUCUUCACAUUCAACUCUUUAAAAUACCCUACCCACCUAAAGGCCCAGCUACAGUGAGUCAAGGUACAAACCCACCUACAACGAGUCUAAGUAUGACCUCAGGAGCACCACAUGACAAAAACGGAGGCAGCCAUCAUCGAAAGCACGCCAAACAGUCAAGUAAAAAGCAGCUACAACACAGCAGCGUUUCUCACUAGGGUCUAUUAGCAGUAUAUUAUUAUUAUUAUUAUUUAAAUAGAAAUUUAAUAAUAGUAGGAUAUUGUGUUUAUAUAACUUUGCUUUUGUGUACCCCUCUAACGAUUCUCUCUUGUUUAAUUUUUCCUCUACCAAAUGUUUUUUCCACUUUUAAAGUAAAGUAAAAUAUUAUUAUCAAUUAUGUAAUAUGAUAAACACCUCUGCAACCUACCUACUUAUACACUAAAAACUAUCUACACCUUUGCUAAACCAUCCAACCACCUGCUAUCUAUUAACUUCCUUGUAAAUCAUCAAACCAGAGUGUUAUUUUGUUUUUAAGAUGAUUUGUAUGUGUGUUAAAUAGAAUCAAACAAAAACAAAAAAAAUGUAGAACUUAGAAGUAAAGUAAUAAAUUGAUUCAUGUGUGUACUAUUAAAAAUACGAACAUUAUCAUAAUAAAAAAAGCCUAGUAGAAUAUUCGCUAAGCGAAUUAUUGUCUAUAAUAUAAUACAUAAUUCCUUUGAAUUUUUAUUUUCGUUUCAAAUAAAUUGAAGAAAAAAUAAUUUAUAAUUAAAACAAAAAAAAGAACAAACAAUAUUAAACACAAAAUCAUUGUAUGCACAGUACACAUAUGUACUGUGCAUUGUAUGUAUCUAUUCUAGAGUGUCUAAUAUAAAAACAUAAUAAUUAAUCGUUGUUCCUUUUAUUUUCAAAAAUAUUGAAUUGUGAAUUUUUAUUUUUUUUUUGUAUUUCUAAAAAAUGUAAAUUAUGUAAAAGAAAAAAAAAACUAAAUUUUAAAGCUUAGAUAAAAACAGACAAGAUAUAACAUUAAAGGGAAUUUGACAAAAAUAAAAAAAAAAAAUACAUAUAAUAAAUGUGCUAAGAAAAAAAAACUUGAAAUGUAAAUCUUAAAAAAGUGUAUAAAAUAAUAAAAAAAAUUAAACGAAAAAUUUAAAAGUACUUGUGCAAGCAAACGAGAAAAACAAAACAAUUUUUAUGCAUUAAAGAUUCG